Molecule: messenger RNA, 663 nt
Organism: Caenorhabditis briggsae
Lineage: Eukaryota; Metazoa; Nematoda; Chromadorea; Rhabditida; Rhabditidae
Exons: 4
Coding region: 1-663 (220 amino acids)
Source: RefSeq, a predicted model, not a curated record
AUGUCCAGCUCCGAGAUACUCGAACGGAAAAAAAAGAUAGUCGAAGCCGGGAUUAGAGGACUCGAAAAAAGAGAAACAGAUCAUGAUCUAGAUCAAACCCGCGUUCAUUUUAAAAUUAUUAAAUUUCUUCUGGCCUACGAGUUUGCUGGGGGGCUUUUUCUGACCCCCUCGCCUGAACCCAAGUGGAAUAACAAAGAACGACGCAAGUUGGCAAAUUGGUCUCUUGGAACGUCGUCGGCGGCUGUUGAAAACGAACCGAAUGACAAAAAACACCAAGAGGAAGUUUACGGUGGGUUAAAAAAAAAUCAAUUUUGCAUUUUCUUAAAGGUGGGGGGACAUGAAAAAAAUAAUGUUCUCGAAAUUCCGUUCAAAGAUGCCUCUCGAGGAGUUGAACUUGUGAAGGCGAUGAUUGAGGGUGCGGAGCCGCUACCGACUGAGCCACGCGGGCAAAGAGAAAGCGGACGCCCGAUUGCAUACAUAAAGAUGAGGACGACAGCUGUACGCAGAGUGACAUUAAGCGUUGUACACUGUGACGGUAGAAUGCAUACUCUAGCUACAAAAAAACUACGAAAAAUCUCCUGUCCCCCCACCUUUAAGUUCCUAACUGAAUUACAUAAACUGAAUACUCUGUUGAAAUGCCCCUCUCCCCCCGGAUUAAGCUAG